AUGAGAGUUUUGGCGGUGAGUGAUCUCCAGGGAAACUGGGACGCUCUUUAUGAUAUUAUAUGCGCUCAUCCGAACGUCGAGGCCAUUGUUCAUACGGGAAACUUGGGGUUCUGGAACUCUUCAACGGUUGAAUCAGCUACUGACGUGAACUACUUAAAGCAGAUUGUGGCUUUUCUGGAGGUGCUACCAAAGGAGGUUGUGGCAGAGCUUAAUGAUUUGCUGACGAUAAACAACGCCCAGGAUCUAGGAACGGCAAACCUGGUGCUUGCAGAGUUUAAACUGAAGCUCUUACUGGAGACACCGUUGAAGCACUUGGACGACUAUAUGGCUGGCCAUAAACGGUUGCCUUGCCCUGUUUAUACGACGAUUGGGCCUCUAGACGAUCCAUAUAUUGUGGAAAAGUUCGUGGAAGGCUCGUGGCAGGUUCCUGGAUUGCACAUUCUCGACCAUAACCAUAGUUACCUUUUGGAGUCCAAGUCCAAGGCGCCGCCAAUUAGACUAUAUGGAAUUGGAGGUAACUUAAAGGUGCACAGUUUAUUCGAUAGCGGCAAGCUUGGGCUUAAUUCUGUGGCUGGAAAGGUUGGUGAUUUGUGGAUCACGCUAGCUCAGGUGGCUCAAUUGUACGUACACAUGGACCUGAAGGACGAGAAGGCGGUGAAUAUCUUUGUUUCUCAUUCGCCAGUGAUGAAGAACCCGCUUCUAGAACAUAUUGCUAUUAUCACUGGCGCUGAUUAUACCAUCUCGCAAGGCCUUCAUUUUAGGUACCCCGUUUCUGGAAACGGUAUGAGUUUUGUGGACAGUAUGGGCGGCCUGGCCGGGUACAUUGAAAAUUAUAGACUGAAGUUUUCUCGUCUUCGGAUGAUUUUGGGCGAGUUAUGGGUGAUUAUCAAGGAUGAUGUGGCCAGGGUUUUAGAGGCUUCGGGUAACGCCGACCUCCAGAAACUCGUGGAGCUUGGACUUUCCGUAUUUGAUAAGAUACCAAUUACUAUUAGUGAUUCUACAGAAAAAAUCGUGCGUCUUACAUUACACGACGAAGAAGACGACGAAGACGAUGUGGACAUGAGCAAGCAGACGCUCAAAAAGGUGAACGACAUGUACUUUGCCGCGUACUACAACUUGUGGCACUUCAAUCUCUGUGACUAUGUGAUCAGAGAUGACGAAGACGAGGAAGAAGAUUUCAACCUUAUCAUUUUCAGGCUCAAGAACAACGGAAACUUUGCCUUGGAGCACUGCAACAGUUCUGGGUUCAAUUUCCGCCGAGAAGAGCCCGAAAUCGAAGAAGAAGAGUAUUUUGAAGAAGACGACGCCCUCAGAAGAACCAAGGACCUCUUGAACAGCACCUACAAGGAUUACCGGAGCCGAGGCCGGAGCGGCCCGACCAAAACAUCCAGAGGAGGCACCUUCAGGCCCCGUGGAAAGCUCCGCUAG
This is a messenger RNA of Candidozyma haemuli, 1428 nucleotides long. RefSeq lists its product as uncharacterized. The coding region runs from base 1 to 1428 and encodes 475 amino acids. The record is from RefSeq and is a predicted model, not a curated record. Lineage: Eukaryota; Fungi; Ascomycota; Pichiomycetes; Serinales; Metschnikowiaceae. The transcript has a single exon.